Molecule: messenger RNA, 968 nt
Organism: Salvia miltiorrhiza (redroot sage)
Lineage: Eukaryota; Viridiplantae; Streptophyta; Magnoliopsida; Lamiales; Lamiaceae
Exons: 3
Coding region: 179-883 (234 amino acids)
Source: RefSeq, a predicted model, not a curated record
GAUCGCUAUGACUCUGACUUUCUUAAAAUUCAAACAAGAGAAAAUUCUAGCUCAUUGUUUUUCUCCUAUCCCCUAUCUUCUCCAUCUCAUAUUCUCAUAUAAUACAGAUUUCUGUAAGAAAAAAGCAGGAAAAUAGAGAGAGAAAAGGGGAAUUUUUUAGCAAGAAAUAAAAAGAAAUAUGGCAUGUUAUGUCCCUUUUAACAGCAGGAAUUUGGAUAUUAGCUUCUUCAUAUUUAGACCAACAAUUGUAUAUGUGGAUUCUCUUAUUGAUGCUCUGAAGCAGUUUUCUUCUUACACUGACAGCCUUGGUUGUGUUCACAGUUCCAUAUUUACUAGUAUUCAUGGGAGCAUGAUUGUGUGGUAUGGGGCAUGGAUGAAGAGGAAUGAUGAGAGCAAGCAACUGCUAAUUGCUGCCCUUAUUUCAGUCCUAACAAAUGUGGUAGCAAGCAUGGCCAUCUUACUCGACCACAGCUUCUUCGACGCCUACGCCGGCGAGUCGCGAGACGGCUCUCCGGCGGCAAAGUUCUUCACCGGCGACGUGGUGGCGAUGAGCUCGGCCACCCUCUCCGGCAGCGGCGGCGACUCGGCCGAGAUGAUGAGCUUCGGCUACGCAUCCUUAGCCAUAUUCAAGGAUCAGUUCCUAAAAAUGGAAGGCGCGGCGGCCGGCGUUUGCUUCAAGUCGAAAAGCAUGCCGAAAAUAGUAAGCCUCGUCGUGUGGAAAUCUCUGCAUUCAUUCUACACCUACAUUUUAACCUCGGAUUUUAGAAACCGAAUUCUUCCCUAUUUUGAUGGCUUUGCAGUCGACAUCAAAUACGAUGUUUUUCGAGUGGCCUAUGUUAGUGGGGAAAAUGGCCUUGAUAUGCUGCAAGAUUUCCAAAGAUGAUCAUAUUUUUUUUCCACUCAAUUUUGAUGUGUUUACGUGGGAAUCAUGAGAUUUUCUAGAGCAAUACUAUCUCAAUUUUUGUUUA